UUCAAUUUCCAGUCGAUAAACCUUAAGCUCUCUCCGUCGUCUUCAUCCUCUCUGCUUGCCGUUUUCAUCGAUUAUCAUCGAGAGAGAAGAUUAAAUCGGUUGUAAGAAUGGGUUACAAGAGGAAGAGAGGUGAUGGUGAGGGUGAAGAAAUGGAAGCAGAAGAUCGUGGAAGACCUAGUUUUAACGGGACGGAGAAGAGGAAUGUUAUACUUCCUUCGAUGAUUAAGAACAAAGAUAAGAGAUCUAAAGUGUAUGCGAAGCAGAAACAUGAAAAGAAAUUGGAAAAGCAGAAGAAGAUUAAGGCUCGUGACGCUGCUGAGAAACGAGCUCUAGAGCUUGGCGAGGAGCCUCCACAAAAGAUGAUUCCGCGGACAAUUGAGAAUACUAGAGAAUCUGAUGAAACCAUUUGUAGACCUGACGACGAAGAAUUGUUUGCGGAAAUCGAUGCUGAUGAAUUUAAUCCAGUCCUGAGACGUGAGAUCACACCUAAGGUCUUGAUCACAACAUGUCGCUUCAAUUCCACUAGAGGACCUGCAUUUAUAUCUGAGUUGCUCUCGGUGAUACCAAACUCUCAUUAUCAGAAAAGAGGAACUUAUGAUCUGAAAAAGAUCGUAGAGUACGCAACAAAGAAAGAUUUUACAUCUCUCAUUGUCGUUCACACACGUCGAAGAGAACCUGAUGCGCUCCUUAUCAUCGGUUUGCCAAAUGGUCCUACUGCUCAUUUCAAAUUGUCAAAUCUUGUUCUGAGGAAGGAUAUUAAGAAUCAUGGGAAUCCGACAAGCCAUGAACCGGAACUGGUUUUGAAUAACUUUACAACGCGUUUAGGAAAUCGUGUUGGGAGAUUUUUUCAAUCACUCUUCCCUCAAGAACCUAAUUUCCGUGGUAGGAGAGUUGUAACAUUCCACAACCAGCGUGACUUUAUAUUUUUCAGACAUCAUCGUUACAUAUUCGAGACAAAAGAAAGCAAACAAAGUGGUACGAAAGGAAAAGAGAGUGUUGUUGGAGAGAAAGUAAAAGCUCGUCUUCAGGAAUGUGGUCCUCGAUUCACGCUUAAGCUAGUUACUUUACAGCAUGGAACUUUUGACACCAAAGGCGGAGAAUUUGAAUGGGUUCAUAAGCCUGAGAUGGACACUAGCAGGAGGAGGUUCUUCUUAUGAAUUUUGCUGUCUUCGAGUUUCACCAAGUUUUUGUUUAUUUGUUUUUUAACCAACCAAAUUUGUAAGGUUAAAUCGUCUUUAAAUCUUCAUAUUUCUUCUCAGUAGCCAUCGAAACAAUUGUACCGACUUAUUUCAACAAUACAGGUCCUCGUGUUUGAUUCGAA
Eutrema salsugineum is the source of this 1321-nucleotide messenger RNA. Its product is annotated as ribosome production factor 1. Gene Ontology annotation, cellular component: preribosome, large subunit precursor; nucleolus. Gene Ontology annotation, biological process: maturation of 5.8S rRNA; maturation of LSU-rRNA. The coding region runs from base 108 to 1157 and encodes 349 amino acids. Gene Ontology annotation, molecular function: rRNA primary transcript binding. Lineage: Eukaryota; Viridiplantae; Streptophyta; Magnoliopsida; Brassicales; Brassicaceae. The record is from RefSeq and is a predicted model, not a curated record. The transcript is spliced from 11 exons.